AUGGAGACAUCUGUUGUCAAUCAUAUUAGCAACAAGCACUCAUGGAGACAUGCUAAGCAUUUCAAGAAAUGUGCUCACCAUAAAUUGAGCCGACGGGAGAAGAAAGAAAAGCCUUGGCUAAAACCUGGUACUGCUGCUCUUGUUGCCCUUGAGGACAUAGUCUUCAACAUAAAGCUACUCAGGGAUUUAAAGCUGGUAACAGAGUUUCAUCAUACUGGAAAUCUGGAAGUUUAUCAUUCCAUAAUGCUAAAGUACUGUCCCAAGAGGCAGCACUUUAACCAUGAAGGAAUGGUUGCUAGAACACAGCUUGCUGCCCUGGACAAUAAUCACAAUUGCUCUAGGAAGCAAGCUGUGGUCAAGAAGGGAUCCAAUGUGGGCAGUCUACGAUACAAUCUUGUUUUCCCAAAGAUGCGCAAAACAUGGGUAGUAAAGCCAAUUAAGGAGGCCAAGCAGUUUGAUUACAUUACUACACUGAUGGAAAAUAUCCUCAGGUAUAAAAAAUCAAAGAAACCGAAGAAAUCCCAGAAAGCCAAAAAGUCUGCCAAACAUGCAAAAAAUAUUGCCACAAAAGAGAAACCAGACAAGGAAACAGCAAUCAAGGCUCACAUUAGCAGAUUCUAG
Paramuricea clavata is the source of this 621-nucleotide messenger RNA. The record is from the annotation of a GenBank genome assembly. Lineage: Eukaryota; Metazoa; Cnidaria; Anthozoa; Malacalcyonacea; Plexauridae.